Messenger RNA from Colias croceus (clouded yellow), 2588 nucleotides. It is a transcript of the gene scalloped, whose product is annotated as transcriptional enhancer factor TEF-1. Gene Ontology annotation, molecular function: DNA-binding transcription factor activity, RNA polymerase II-specific; RNA polymerase II cis-regulatory region sequence-specific DNA binding. The record is from RefSeq and is a predicted model, not a curated record. The coding region runs from base 370 to 1704 and encodes 444 amino acids. Gene Ontology annotation, biological process: embryonic organ development; hippo signaling; regulation of transcription by RNA polymerase II. The transcript has 12 exons. Lineage: Eukaryota; Metazoa; Arthropoda; Insecta; Lepidoptera; Pieridae. Gene Ontology annotation, cellular component: transcription regulator complex.
AAGCUCUGUAGGGCAUGAAGUGUGCUCAAGGUGUUUUUGUGUUGUUAAUUUUGCUCGAGUGCUUACUGAGAUGGCGCAAUUUUCGAAAGACGCGGUAUGGUAUGGUUCGACCGCGAUACACUUCAGUCGCGUUGGUGGCUUUAUGAGAUUUGACGUAUUCCGCGCGCGGUGAUGACACUUGUCAGGUUAAUUUAUGAAAUGUCAAACGUUUUUUAAGUAAUUCGCGAGUGAAUAAACUGUAAACAAUUUGUUAGUGAAUUAAAUAUUGAUGCAGUGAAAAUUUUAUAGUGUAAUGGACUGUUAUUUCUCAAAAUUUUGCCCAAGGCGUAAGUGACAAAUGGAAAGUUUACAUCGGUGAUCGAUACACUCAUGAUGCACCCAGCAGGAUACUACGCAAACCUUGCGAGCGGCGCGCUCGCGGCCGGCACCAUUGCGUCCCCGUGGAGCACGGCGGCCGGCGCGCCCGAUACCAAUGGCUCGGGCGGCGCCGACGCGAAGCACCUGGAUGUCGGCGAUGCUAGCGACGAUGAAAAGGAUAUGUCGGCGGCGGACGCGGAGGGAGUAUGGAGUCCGGACAUCGAGCAGAGCUUCCAAGAGGCGCUGGCGAUAUACCCUCCAUGCGGGAGACGGAAGAUCAUCCUCUCUGACGAGGGCAAGAUGUACGGAAGAAACGAACUUAUAGCAAGAUAUAUAAAAUUAAGGACGGGGAAAACGCGCACAAGGAAACAAGUAUCUUCACACAUACAGGUUUUAGCUAGGCGGAAACUUCGAGAAAUACAGGCCAAGCUUAAAGUGGACGGUGGUGUGAUGAAAGAGAAGGCGAUGCAGUCAAUGAGCACACUAUCUAGCGCUCAAAUAGUGGCGGGUUUGCCUCACCCGGCGUACCAUCACACGCAAUUCUGGCAGCCUGGUCUACAAGCUGGCACGUCACAAGAUGUGAAACCAUUCCCGGGCGCGGGCUACAAGGGUGUCCCCGUUGGCGGUGUGGUGGGGGGCGGUACAGACGUAGCCCCCCCUCCUCCCUGGGAGGGCCGCGCGAUCGCAACACACAAACUGCGACUCGUGGAGUUCUCUGCGUUCGUGGAACACCCUAGAGACCCGGACACGUAUCCACCGAGUACGGCGCCGGCGCAGCAUCUCUUCGUACAUAUAGGUGGUACUGUCACAUACGCGGAUCCUUUAUUAGAGUCAGUAGACGUACAACAGAUUAACGACAAGUUCCCAGAGAAGAAGGGAGGUCUCAAGGAGUUAUAUGAGAAAGGUCCGCGGAACGCAUUCUUCCUUGUAAAGUUUUGGGCGGACCUAAAUACUAAUAACUUGGACGAUCCUGCAGCUUUCUAUGGGGUGACUAGUGUAUACGAGAGCAACGAAAACAUGACCAUAACGUGUAGCACAAAAGUGUGUUCGUUCGGCAAACAAGUUGUGGAAAAAGUUGAAACGGAAUACGCGCGAUUUGAGGGCGGCCGCUUCGUAUACCGCAUACAGAGGUCACCCAUGUGCGAAUAUAUGGUCAACUUUAUACACAAGCUGAAACAUUUGCCCGAGAAGUAUAUGAUGAACAGCGUGCUCGAGAACUUUACUAUACUGCAGGUGGUAUCAAAUAGAGACACACAAGAGACUUUACUCUGCGCGGCGUUCGUAUUCGAAGUGUCGAACAGCGAGCACGGCGCACAACACCACAUCUACAGGCUGGUUAAAGACUGAAUUAACCACUCGGGUGUUAUUUGUACUGUUUUUCCUAAAAAAACGUCGCGUUUUUCGUCUGUUCCAGUUUCUGGGAUUUGUUUUGGAAAAAAUAUUGCAUAGUGAUUCGGAUUUGUGACUCUUUUUGCAACUAUAUCGACUGGUGCGAUGCAAUCUGUGACAUUAUUAUUUAUAUUUUUUUAUUGUCUGUGUACGUCCGUUACAUAGCUACAGAUUCGCAAUAAUGACGUUUCAAGUGUAUUUUUUACAAAUUGUGACUUUUUUUUGUUUAGUGCAAUAUUUUUGUUUGUGCAAAAUAUUAUAUUUCGAAUAUAAUUUGAAAAUCAAAGCUUCCAGCAGUUUUAAGAUCGGAUAUACUCGUUAUUUACAAAUUACAAUAACGCUUCAAGGAGAUUGUAUAUAAAUAUUGGCCUGUUCCAAUUAUAUGAUUUUAAAUGAAAGUAGGUGAAAUCGUUAUGUGAUCUGAAAAUAAUGCUACAAGUAUUUUUAUAAACGAAAUUUUUAUGUAUAGCUCAAUUUUAAUAUCGUAUAGUUUAACUUUGUCCGCGCCGUGUGGACAAGCCUACUUUUCUAUACUCUAUGAUUCUUUUACAAGUUCUCAUUUGUCCUUUGUUUUUAAAAAAUCUAAUAUUUCUAAGGGAUUAGACGCAUGUAAAAUAAAAUCAUAAUACUAAUAAAGAUUAUAAAUGAAUACACACAGUGCCUCUAAUAAUUAUGUUACAUUAACAUAAAUUACUUGAGCGUUUUUAAUAUUUUCACUAAAAUAGAGAAAUUAGUGAAAACAUUAAAACAUAGUGUAGAAAUUGUGAAUCAUGCAUAGUUCGGUUAAGUGUAGGGAUAAGGAAAUGUCUAAAGAGAAUUAUUACAUUUUCGCUGAUGGUGCA